This is a messenger RNA of Schistosoma spindalis, 1816 nucleotides long. The record is from the annotation of a GenBank genome assembly. NCBI's taxonomy places the organism in Eukaryota, Metazoa, Platyhelminthes, Trematoda, Strigeidida, Schistosomatidae.
GCAACAUCUGAAUCGUCUUGAGGUCGUCCGAAGGUCAUACGCGUCUGUUGUGUAGCUCUUUUGCACAUUGAUGUCUGAUGGUGAAUACCUUCCUGAUGGUUCUUUAAUUGACUUAGCUGGAGUAGACUGGAGAGACGAUAUAUUACCUUUUGAACUCAUUUUGGUUAAACCUAACUCACUUCCUGAUCCAGAACCCCAACCUCUUGGUACUCAGCGGUGUUCUGAAAUUUCGAAUUCAGAUAUUUUUGAUAACAUUCGCUGGAAUGAGCUUGAUCUAGAUAGCUUGCUUUCUCACCUUAAUCUUCCUCCGUCUUUGUAAUCAUUGUGUUUACAGACUGUUAACUUUGCUAAUAUGACAACAACAUGGUCAAAAUUAAUUUCCCGGGCUGAAAAGUUAAUUGGAGGUCCCUCACCAUAUAUAAAUUUAGGGAAUAUAUUAUCUUCUGAAGCUGGUUCUUUAGCAUCGCGGGCUCGACGACUGGCAGGAAAUGUUAACCAUCCAUUUUUCUCAACCGUACGCUCGUGUCUCCGAGGCAGAUAUGUUAACAACUUAUUUUCUAUUUCCUCUGCUAUAUCAGAUCGUUUUUCAAAAUCUGUAACAUCUGAACGUCCCUCUGGUGGACUGAUUAUACUUUUAGUUGGCCAGUCAUAUGCUAGUCCCACAAACUCAACAAAAUUGUGUAGUCAACAUCGUAGUAUCUCAGAAAUAUUCGAGACUGUUCAUACUGCAGUAGCUAUUCAUAAAAGUUUAGUCAAUUUAAAUGAUUUGAACCAAAACACUGAUGACAAUGAAACAUGGUUGAAAAAUAUGGAAAUCUGCAAUAAAUUGGCAACCUUAUCUGGAGAUGUUCUACUUGCAUCUGUCUCUACCAGCUUAGCUGAAUUGCAUCAUGCUAACGUUGUUGGUGUCGUGUCUGAAGCAAUCGGAAAUAUGAUGGAGGCUGAAUUUCACGAGUUAGCUACCAAUUUAAAUGUAUCACAUACCAAUAAUUACAAUCAUGUUAAAAGUAGUAUUGAUGUCAAUUCAACUGUAACGUUUAAUAAAAUAUAUGAACUAUCGAAAGAAAAGUGGCUUUCUUUUGUACAAUUAUCACGUGGUGCUCUUUUGGGAAGUUGUUGUGAAGCUGCUUUAAUUCUUACCGAAAACCAUAUAUCUAACCUGUCUAUUACACCAACAAAUAAAAUAUAUCCAGAUUGGGAUAAUUUUUGCUCUAUUGCAAAUAAUUUUGGAUCAACAUGGGCUUGUUUAAUACGGUUGACUGAAGAGAGGGAACAUAUUCAGCGCACUUGGUCCACCAAUCAAACUACUGAUGCAUAUUGGUCUGUAAAAAAAGAAAUGCAAUAUAUGAAAAACAAUAUGUAUGGGUACCAAACAGUUAUUCCAUCUUAUUCAGAAUAUGGUUUAAGUGAACCAACAUUUGCAGAUGCUCUGCUACUCUCUUUGUCUUCAUCAGAAACGCAUUAUAAACUCAUUGAUAUUCUUGAUGAAGUCCUAUCAGAAUAUAAUAGAAUCGGACAUGAAUUAGCUCAGAAAUUACGUGAAUAUUUUAAUCAGAUUGUUUUCAAUGCAGAACAAUUCAAUAUUAUUAGUGAUAACAUUAACUCUAUUCAUAUAAAAGAAAAUAGUAAUUGUUCGCCCGGUAUACUGUUGUUAGGUGAAAUGGUAGACAAACUUAUCACUGAUUGUAAUCGUUCUUCAUGAAAAGUUGAAUAGAAAAACUAACAAACAAACAAUCAUAAUUUUACUAGUUCUUUGCUUAAUCUAUCUAGUUCUCUCCUGCAGUUUUCGUUCGGUAUAUAUAUAUAUAUAUAUAUA